Messenger RNA from Mesorhabditis spiculigera, 498 nucleotides. NCBI's taxonomy places the organism in Eukaryota, Metazoa, Nematoda, Chromadorea, Rhabditida, Rhabditidae. The record is from the annotation of a GenBank genome assembly.
AUGCCCAGCCACCGUAUGCUGACUCUGCUGCUUUUCAUCCUCGCCAACCACGCCGUCAUCGGCGAGAAUCUCGGCAACCCGUCGGGCCCUUUCGAUCCACUCACGGACGACGAGCAAAAUUCGACGUUUUCCGUCUGGUGGUACGGCCUGGUCAUCGUGACCGCGAUUCUCUUGCUCCAAUGGGCGAUUCGUCGCUGUAUCCCAUGGUCAUCCCGCUGCAUCAUUUGGGGGCCAUCGCCGAACGGACGAUGGGCGCCGUGCUUCCUCGCCGGCUGGUUCUCGCCUUGGGAGUACAGGUUUCAAAGAAUAUUGCGAGGGAAGGACACCAUGGAGGGAGGCUAUCUGACCAACGAGAGGCGCCCAGACAGCUACUGUCGCUUUGUUAAUAAGGAUCGGAACAAGCCCGAGAUGGAGGUGUACACGGAAUGGGCGGACCUGCCGGCCCACGUCGCCGAUCAGCUGUUCAACCAAAGCGUCCGCGAGGGCAAUAUUCUGUGG